This is a messenger RNA of Cuscuta europaea, 1680 nucleotides long. NCBI's taxonomy places the organism in Eukaryota, Viridiplantae, Streptophyta, Magnoliopsida, Solanales, Convolvulaceae. The record is from the annotation of a GenBank genome assembly.
AAAUUCGCAAUCCACCUAUAUAAGAGAGGAAAUGAUCUCCCUCUUUUCUCAGACCGGGUUUCCCUCUUCUUCAGCCUAUCUAAUUAAACUAAAGAGCUUGAAAAAUAUGGGGUCGACGGACGAUCAGAAGAACCAGCUCAGGAGCCGAGCCGAGUCGAAAGACGAGGAGGCUGACAGCUUGUAUGCGAUGCAGCUAGCCAGCGCUUCAGUGCUUCCCAUGGUGCUGAAAGCAGCGGUGGAGCUGGACCUGCUGGAGCUGAUGGCUAGAGCCGGACCGGGAGCCGCCGUGUCCCCUUCUGAGCUGGCGGCUCAGCUCCCCACAACUAACCCGGACGCAGCCGUCAUGCUGGACCGGAUUCUCCGCCUCCUCUGCACCUACUCUGUCUUGAAGUGCUCUCUCCGGACCCUCGCCGACGGCCGGGUGGAGCGCCUCUACAGCUUGGCGCCGGUAUGCAAAUAUUUGACCAAGAACUCCGACGGCGUUUCCAUGGCGCCGCUCGUGAUCAUGAAUCAAGACAAAGUCCUCAUGGAAAGCUGGUAUCACUUCAAAGAAGCAAUACUUGAGGGUGGAGUACCUUUCAAUAAGGCAUAUGGAAUGAGCGCAUUUGAGUAUCCGGGAACAAACCCAAGAUUCAACAUGAUUUUCAAUGACGCAAUGUAUGAUGCUUCUACCAUUAUUAUGAAGAAGAUUCUAGAAUGUUACAAGGGAUUUGAAGGCCUCAAAACUCUCGUGGAUGUCGGCGGGGGGACAGGAGCCACCCUUAACUUGAUUCUCUCUAAAUAUCCAAAUAUUAAGGGCAUCAACUUCGAUUUGCCUCAUGUUAUUCAGGAUGCUCUUCCUUCUCCGGGAAUUGAGCAUACCGGGGGAGACAUGUUUGUGAGCGUGCCUAAAGGCGAUGCCAUUUUUAUGAAGUGGAUUUGUCACGAUUGGAGCGACGAGCAUUGCCUAAAGUUUUUGAAAAAAUGCAAUGAAGCACUUCCAGAAAAUGGAAAGGUUAUCAUCGCAGAGAGUAUUUUACCGGAAGAACCAGACACCACAUUGGCAACAAGAGAUGUGAUCCACGGUGAUGUCCUCAUGUUGGCAUAUAAUCCGGGCGGGAAGGAGAGGACCGAGAAGGAAUUUCAGAACCUAGCUAAGAGUUCUGGUUUCAUACAAUUUCGCAAAAUUUGUUGUGCUUUCAAUACCUGGAUCAUGGAACUCUGCAAGUCAACACACUAGAUCAUUUCAUACAUUACCCAAAAUAGGACUAAAACAGUUUGAAAAUUCCAAAAUAGUACUGUCAUGUUUUUAUUCCCAAAAUAGGACUAAUUACUGUCAUGUUUUGGCAGUACCAGACUUCAAACAGGGCAGUAUUUUCUAAACAUGGCAGUAAUUAGUCCUAUUUUGGGAAUAAAAAACAUGACAGUCCUAUUUUGGAAAUUUCAAACUGUUUUAGUCUUAUUUCGGAACUUUCCCAUGUUCUAAUUCACUUUUUCUCUUACGCUAAAUUUACUUGUAAUUGUCACAAUAAGAGUGAAACAAUAAAAAAUGAGCAAGCUAAGCUAAUGACAUCGUACAAUGACAUUAGUUGUCCUCUUCCAGUCUUUAUUUGUUUGAAUUAAGUUAAUGUACACUUUAAUAAAAAUGUAAUAGUAAAAGAAUGAAAUUCAUGUAUCACCGUGAAGAAGAUCUUAUGUUCA